AUGAAUGAAGGAAGUCUCAGGUUUGAGAGAGUUGGUUUGGAGAGGGAGGAUGUUUCCACCAUAACCAUCUAUUUUGAUCCUAUCGACUUGUCAGCACUGGCAGAUGCAGCUCCGGUUACCAUCAAGGUACCGGGGCCUAUUCCAUAUGAAAACGGUGAUGUUGUGCCGUGGGAUUAUGGUGGAGAGAAGUGUAAGAUGGCCGGAAGAAACGCUGGGAGGAACGAUGAGGCUCUUACUGCAGCUAUGCAGGCAAUGGCUCAGGCGUUCCAGAACCCACCCAAUGCUGACGAGAACGUGGGGUCUCGUAGUCUGGCGACGUUUCAGAGGGAGAACCCGCCUACUUUUCUGGGUGAAGCCGAUGAUUGGUGGGUGGACACUCGUCUAAGGUUGGAAACUGCGGGCGAGGAGAUUACUUGGGAAGUGUUUCGUAGAGAAUUUCUGAGAAAGUAUUAUCCAGAAGAUGUGCGAGGAAAGAAAGAGAUUGAAUUCCUCGAGUUGAAGCAAGGGAACUUGUCAGUCACGGAGUAUGCUGCUAAGUUCACUGAAUUGGCUAAGUUCUAUCCUCACUAUGAUGGAGCCAAUGCCGAAUUCUCUAAGUGCAUCAAGUUUGAAAAUGGAUUGCGUCCGGAAAUUAAGAAAGUUGUGGGAUAUCAAAAGAUUCGCGUCUUUGCGGAUCUGAUUGAUAGUUGUAGAAUCUUUGAAGAGGACAACAAUGCACACUAUAAGAUCUUGUCUGAGAAGAGAGGAAGGGGCCAACACAGCCGUGGUAAGCCAUAUGAAACUCCGGUUGGAAAAGGGAAACAAAAAGUGAUUCCGGGUCGAAGAACAAGUGGGGGAGAUGCUCCUGCUAAUGUUAUCUCUUUCAAGUGUGGAAAGCCGGGUCACAAGAGUAAUGUGUGUAGGCUUGGUGAAACGAGAUGUUUCUGUUGUGGUAUGCCGGGACAUGCGGCUCGUGAUUGUAAGCAGAAGGAUGUUGUUUGCUUUAACUGUGGGGAAGGAGGACAUAUCAGUGCUAAAUGUCAGAAGCCAAAGAGGGGACAAGAGAGUGGUAAAGUGUUUGCUUUGUCGGGAACUCGGACUACAAAUGAAGAUGGACUUGUUCGAGGUACUUGUUUCAUUAAUAACAUUCCUUUAAUUACUAUUAUUGAUACCGGUGCCACACACUGUUUUGUUGUUGCGGAUUGUGUUGAAAGAUUGGGUCUUUAUUUGUCUUCCUUGGGUAGAGAUAUGAUUGUUGAGGUUCCCGCUAAGGGAACGGUAUCUACGUCUCUUGUGUGUAAGAGUUGCCCCUUGUCAAUAUUUGGUAAAGAUUUUGUAGUUGAUCUUGUUUGUUUGCCGCUUGUCGGGUUAGAUGUAGUAUUGGGUAUGGACUGGUUGAAAUCCAACUAUGUUCAUAUUAAUUGCUACAACAACACUGUGAGGUUUUCUUCUGCCGAAGAAGAGGGAAGAACAUAA
Lathyrus oleraceus (garden pea) is the source of this 1455-nucleotide messenger RNA. RefSeq lists its product as uncharacterized. Gene Ontology annotation, molecular function: nucleic acid binding; zinc ion binding. Bases 1 to 1455 code for a protein of 484 amino acids. The record is from RefSeq and is a predicted model, not a curated record. The transcript has 3 exons. NCBI's taxonomy places the organism in Eukaryota, Viridiplantae, Streptophyta, Magnoliopsida, Fabales, Fabaceae.